Molecule: messenger RNA, 213 nt
Organism: Batrachochytrium dendrobatidis JAM81
Lineage: Eukaryota; Fungi; Chytridiomycota; Chytridiomycetes; Rhizophydiales
Exons: 1
Coding region: 1-213 (70 amino acids)
Source: RefSeq, a predicted model, not a curated record
AUGCUUUCUUACACUUUUGUCUUGAUUACUUGCUUGGUUUCCACCAUUACAGCUUUACCAUACACUCCUGCUCGUAGCCUUCAAAAACGCAGCGCUUUGCCCAACUUUAAACUGUAUUCCCCAACUGUGGAAGACAUCAGGCUUCAUCGUCGUGCACCUAGAUUCAGACCACUCGGCCAGUGGGCUAAUAGUGACGGUAGCGGUAUCAUUUAA